This is a messenger RNA of Calliphora vicina (urban bluebottle blowfly), 1979 nucleotides long. RefSeq names its product coiled-coil domain-containing protein 22 homolog. The record is from RefSeq and is a predicted model, not a curated record. Bases 94 to 1812 code for a protein of 572 amino acids. Gene Ontology annotation, biological process: positive regulation of ubiquitin-dependent protein catabolic process. The transcript has a single exon. NCBI's taxonomy places the organism in Eukaryota, Metazoa, Arthropoda, Insecta, Diptera, Calliphoridae. Gene Ontology annotation, molecular function: cullin family protein binding.
CAUCAACUGCCUGUUAUUUAUUAUUAGAAAGAAAGAUAAAAUUUAACAAAAUUAUAUUUACAACAAAAGUAUAUAAACAAUAAUUAUAGAAAAAUGGAUGAAGUUGAUAAAAUUAUCAUACAUUCCUUAAAACAAAUCGGCUGCAAAGUUGAAGUGGACGAUGAUAGUGAAGUAUUCGCACUUAGUCAUUUUACACCGGAUCUCUUGGUAAGAGCUGUCUCGAAAUGUUUACAAGAAAUAAAAGCAGAUACAGUGCUACCAAAAACCCUACCCGAAAAUAUGGCACAACGUUUUACAGUGGCCACAAGUUUAGCGGAAAUGUGUAGUGCCUGCGGCUAUCGUGGUGAUAUUGGCUAUCAGACAUUUCUCUAUCCAAAUGUAGUGGAUAUACGGCGUUUAUUUAUGUUUUUAAUCGAACAAUUGCCUAAGGAACAAAUUGGUGGCCUGGAUGAGGGACAACAAGAACAUAAAGAUGACUUUGAAUUGCUAAUGAGAGAUGUACGAAAGAAAAUAAAGCAACAACUUAAAUCACCAUGGGUUCCACAAUACUGUCGCGGUAUUGCCAAUAGAAAGGGGUUGGGUUGUAGCGGUCUUAGCGUUGAAUUCCUUCCUCAGUUAAAUCUAAACAUUCCCGAAAUCGAGGCAGCAACACAAACAAAAGAUGAAACGCCUAUAGUUACUUAUCAAAUUCCCAAUAUAUUCCAACAAACUUCCAUGGGGGACUACGAUUUGGUGAGUUCAGUUUUACAUAAAAAUGCUAUGGAUGUGUAUGCGCCGCCAUUGCAAUCACUUGAAGAUGUACGUUUGUCCCUAGCACGUACACUACAACCCAUCAUUCCCUCACCAGUAAAAUCUGCUAUAACAACGAAGGAAAAUCACGAGGAAAAGGCGAAAGAUUCAGAAAUCAUUGUUAAAAGUCCUCUAGAAAAUUUAACCGAAGAAGUUGAAUCCCUCAAAUUACAAAACGAUCAAACUGUUGGGGAACGCCAGACAGCCAAUACCAAGCUUAAUCAAUUGCGCCAACAGCGUUCCGAAAUCGAAAAUCAAAUGGAGGAUAUGAAAAAGGAAACUAAAAUUCAUGAACGUACUUCUGUAAUCUUGGAAAAUCCAGCGGAAAACCUUAACAAACUCGAAAAUUUAAUAGAAAAAACUAGAGAACGACGUUUGGCGAUGGAAAGCCAAUGGCAACUACAUAGAAAUCCAGCCCUGCAACAAAUAGACGAGUUACAAAAACUGAGGCAAUCGAAAAAUCUUCAAAGUAUACAUGAACUAAGGUCUACCAUUCAGCAACUGGAAACAGCACUGGUGGAAAAAACUCACUCCCAUGCUGUAUUAGCAGAUGAGCUGAAGAAAGCAUCAAGUGGUGUAGCCUCUCGGAAAGAGUAUACCCGACGUAUUUAUGAGUUUAUUGGUAAUAUACGCAAACAACGAAAUGACAUCUACAAGAUCCUAGAUGAUACCAAAGAUUUACAAAAACAAUUGAAUUCCGUUUCCGCUCAACUACAAAGACAAUUCAACUAUACCGAUGAUUUAUUAUUCCAAAGUGCCAAGCAUGAUUUACACGCUAAACAAGCCUACAAACUACUAGCCUCUCUACAUGCGUCCUGCAACGAGAUCUGUGAUUUAGUUUCACGAACCGGUCAAAUGACCAAAGAGUCACGUGAUCUAGAGGUACAAAUCGAUCGAGAACGUAUGCGCAAUGUGGCGGCUAGUUUGGAAAAGAUUACUUUAGAUAUACACAAGUUUGAAAUGAUUAUAAAAACUAUGAAAACCGAAAUAAAUCAAGUGGAAAAUGAAAUACACUCUGGUUAGGAAGCCGCAAAUCGAUCAAUGGAAGGAAAAACCUUUAAAUAAGGGGCCACAUAUUUUAAUACUGGAUGCAUAAAUAAUGUUAACUUAUUGAAAUCAAAAUUAAAAUAUGAAUAUAUUCUUAAGUUUACCCUCUCAUAAUAUAAAAAUAAAAAAUCUGAACAAUUCAA